AUGUCUGGAGAUGUACUAGACAAUGUUGGAGACCAUUUGACUGAUGGUGCGCUGCUUUCAGUGGUCAUCAUGGUACUGAUGUAUUGGGAUGUACUGGACAAUGUUGGAGACGUGUUGACUGAUGGUGUGCUGCUUUCAGUUGUCGUCAAUGUACUGAUGUCUGGAGAUGUACUAGUCACAGUUGGAGACGUGUUUACUGAUGGUGUGCUUCUUUCAGAACUCAUCGUGGUAUUGAUGUAUGGAGAUGUACUAGACAAUGUUGCAGAUGUGUUGACUGAUGGAAUGCUGCUUUCAGUAGUCAUCAUGGAACUGAUGUCUCGAGAUGUAAUUGACAAUCUUGGAGACGAGUUGACUGAUGUAGUCAUCAUGGUACUGAUGUCUGGUGAUGAACUAGACACAGUUGGAGACAUGCUGACUGAUGGUGAUCUGUUUUCAGUAGCCAUCAUGGUACUGAUGUCUCGAUAUGCACUAGACAAAAUUGAAGACGUGUUGACUGAUGGAGAGCUGCUUUCAGUAGGCAUCAUGGUAUUUAUGUCUGGAGAUGUACUAGACACAGUUGGAGAUGUGUUGACUGAUGGAGUGCUGCUUUCAGUAGUCAUCAUGGUACUGAUGUCUGGAGUUGUACUAGACAAUGUUGGAGACGUGUUGAUUGAUGGUGUGCUGUUUUCAGAGGUUGCCAUGGCACUGAUGUCUGGAGAUGUACUAGAUACAGUUGGAGAUGUGUUGACUGAUGUAGUCAUCAUGGCACUGAUGUCUGGAUAUGUACUAGACAGUGUUGGAGAAUUGUUCAAUGACGGUUUGCUUCUUUCAGUAGUCAUCAUAGUAUUGAUGUCUGGAGGUGUACUAGAAAAUGUUGGAGACGUGUUGACUGAUUGUGUGCUACUUUCAAAAGUCAUCAUGGAACUGAUGUUUGGAAAUGUAAUAGACAAUGUUGAAGACGUGUUGACUGAAGGUGUGCUACUUUCAGAGGUCAUCAUGGUACUGAUGUCUGGAGAUGUACUAGACACAGUUGGAGACGUGUUUACUGAUGUAAUCAUCAUGGUACUGAUGUCUGGAGUUGUACUAGACACUGUUGGAGACGUGCUGAAUGAUGGUGUGCUGCUUUCAGAAGUCAUCAUUGUACUGAUGUCCGGAGAUGUACUAGACACAGUUGGGGACGUGUUGACUGAUGAAGUCAUCGUACUGAUAUUUGGAGAUGUAUUAGACAAUGUUGGAGAAUUGUUGAUUGAUGGUGUGUUGCUUUCAGUAGUCAUCACGGUACUGAUGUCUGGAGAUGUACUAGACAAUGUUGGAGUCGUGUUGACUGAUGGUGUUCUGCUUUCAGUGGUCAUCAUGGUACUGAUGUCUUGA
Molecule: messenger RNA, 1350 nt
Organism: Dreissena polymorpha
Lineage: Eukaryota; Metazoa; Mollusca; Bivalvia; Myida; Dreissenidae
Exons: 5
Coding region: 1-1350 (449 amino acids)
Source: RefSeq, a predicted model, not a curated record